AGCAGGCAUCACCCCAGAGUUCAUCCUCUGGGAAAAUAUUUCCAAGGUUGGAUGGCUGGAGGAAGCAAUGGAAAAAGCUAUCGGUUCCUUCCUCUCUCUCACCAUUGCCAGACUCUCUGGACAGAAUUUCCUUUGCUCAGGCAGACUGGGAGCAGUGCUUGCUAGGAGGAUGAGGAUGUGAUGUAAUGAUUCUCUGGAGAGCAUCCAGUGGGUUCCAUGGAGGUGAUCCACAGAAAAGAGCUGAGCACCACAGUGGGGGGAAAUGUGACUCUGCACUGCCAGCUGUCGCAAGACAAAGAAGUGCUGCAGAUCACAUGGCAGAAAGAGAGUGGGAGGACCUCAGAAAACAUAGCCACCGCCAGCCCAAGCCACGGCUUCAGGCUGAUGGGCCGCUACCUUAACCGUGCCAGCCUGCGGACAGAAGGGUGGGAUUCCUCGGCCCUCACACUCCAUUCUGCCUCCCUGGAGGAUGAGGGCUGCUACAAGUGCAUCUUCAAUGUCUUCCCCAGCAGCCCUGUCGAGGGGAGGAUGUGCUUGAAGAUACACGUCAUAUCUGAGCCUCAGGUGGAGAUCAGGUCCCUUUCCCAGGUGGGAGAUAAGAAGGAGAGUGAGAUGCUGGCAGUGAGCUGCCUGGCGAUGGGGAAGCCAGCCCCGGAGAUUACCUGGGACCUGCCACACGGCUACCACGGGGGCUUGCAGCUGCAUCACAUCUGGCACUCAAAUCAGAUGGUGACCGUCAUCAGCAACUUUACUCACAGCCCCUCCUGGCCUCCCCCAGAGAAACCAGCCACCUGUGUGAUCCACCACCCGGCUCUCAUCAUGGAGAUAAAGCUGCCACUGCCGCCUCUCCACAACCAAAAAGGAUACAUGGGAGAGAUCGGGAUCUGUUUUGCUGUUCUUCUAUUCGUCCACCUGGGACUCUUAGGCUAUUGCUUUUGGAAACGAAAACCUUGGCAAGAGAGACAGGAUCAUUCUUGGCUCUGGGUUCUGCCUUGUUACUGGGCCUUGGGAGAAGCGAAUCCCAACACAGAUGAGGGUAAAUCUGCUCCAACCUGUUCAAUUCAGGGCUGAGUGCUGAUUUCAGGAUUCAGUCAACUUAAUGAAUUCAAUCAGCAGCCAUGAAAUUCAGAGGAAAGCUAAGGAGGACCAGCCACCAUACCGAGGAACACAGUGACAUUGGGACCUUUAAGGACUUCCACCCACUCGAAGUGUAGACUAUAAGCUCUUUGAGGACAGGGAUCAGAUUUGUUAACCCUGUUGCACUGUAUUCCCCCAGGCACUUAAUACAGUGCUCCGCUCAUGCUAAGUGCUCAGAAAAUGUGAAUAUUUAUUUGGAACUGGAAAAUGAAGCAGACAUUUUGAUAAGAUAAAGAAACGUUUGUCAGAGAGCCUAACUUGCAUCUUUGUUGUGGCUGGUGUCUGGGACCCUGAGCAGUCUCUUACCAUCCAGAGAGAGAAUACAUGAGAGCUGCGAUGGCCAAACAAAUACAGUGCCAUUCUGUGCUUGCGCAGCUAUAAAGUCCUUUGGUGAGACUGACAAUCCAAACCGGCCACUGCCCUUAUUACUUAUUGUGUUGGUGUUUACUCUUGGCAGCACUUGGUGUUAUUUUUGCCUUUUAGUCUCACUGUCCUCUUAAAACUUUGGCUUGCAAAGAGCUCUUCCUCUCUCAAUUGCUGCCCACUAAACUAGUCUGCCCGCUAGAGAAGGCUUCCAACAUUUCACCAUGAGGUUGCUUUCUCUAAGCCUUCUCUCAGUCAAUAGUAUUUGUUAAGCACCUACUGCAUGUAGAACACUGUAUUAAAAGCUUGGAAGAAUCUGAUA
This is a messenger RNA of Ornithorhynchus anatinus (platypus), 1822 nucleotides long. Its product is annotated as OX-2 membrane glycoprotein-like. The transcript is spliced from 5 exons. Bases 217 to 1071 code for a protein of 284 amino acids. Gene Ontology annotation, biological process: negative regulation of macrophage activation; regulation of immune response. Gene Ontology annotation, molecular function: cell-cell adhesion mediator activity. The record is from RefSeq and is a predicted model, not a curated record. Lineage: Eukaryota; Metazoa; Chordata; Mammalia; Monotremata; Ornithorhynchidae.